AUGCAGCUCCUGGCCUGCCUGGGCAUCAUGCUGGGCGUUUUGGAAGGAGCGAGUGGCCUGUGUCCCUCACAGUGCUCCUGCGAUACCCUCGGCACGGAUGACGGCAUGGAGUCCAGGGUGGUGGUGCUGUGCGAGGACCCCGACAUGACCGAGGUGCCCCGCAGCGUCCCCGCGGACACGGAGAAGCUCCGCAUCGAGAGGGCGGCGCUCCGCAGCGUCCCCGCCGAGGCCUUCUACGCGCUGCCCGAGCUCCGCUGGCUCUGGGUGACCUACAGCGCCGUGGCCAGCCUGGACGCGCGCAGCCUCUACAACCUGCGGCGCCUGCACGAGCUGCGGCUGGACGGCAACGGGCUGGCGGCCUUCCCGUGGGCAGCCCUGCGGGACACGCCCCGCCUGCGCAGCCUGGUCCUGCACAACAACAGGAUCCGCAGCGUGCCCGCCGCCGCGGGGCCCCUCCUCGGGCGCCUCGCCUACCUGGACCUGUCUGGCAACGGGCUGGCCACGCUGCCGCCGGACUUCCUGGACAGCUGGCCCCACGUGGUCCCCGCGCCCGGGAGCCAGGAGGCCGCCUCCCCCGCGAGAGUCGUUCUUGGUCUUCAGGACAACCCCUGGCGGUGUGACUGCCACAUCUCCAGACUCAUCGAGCUGUCCAGGGCCCCGGCCCCGGCCCUGGUGCUGCUGGACCCCCUGCUGACAUGCCACGGGCCCGAGCGCCUGGCCGGGAUCCCGUUCGGGCGCGCCGAGCUGGAGCGGUGUGUGAAGCCGUCCGUGAAGGUCUCGGCCACGCAUAUCACGUCGGUGCCGGGCAGCAACGUCCUGCUUCGGUGCGACGCCACUGGCUUCCCCACCCCGAGGCUCGCCUGGACCCGAGCCGACGGCUCGCCCGUCAACCACACAGCCAUCCAGGAGUCCCCGGCCGAAGGUGUCCGCUGGUCUGUCAUCAGCGUGGCGGGCGUCUCGCACUCGGACGCUGGGGGUUACAGGUGUCGGGCCAAGAACCCGGCUGGCACGGCGGACGCCGUGGUGGCUGUGAUGGUGGUGGGUCCCAGCACGGCCGCGCCGUCUGCAGACACGCGGGAGCGGACGGGAGGCGGCCCCCAGCCGGAGGCCCAGCCCGAGUGGCCGUCCACCACGGCGCUGAGCCCAGGCGGGCAGAGGCAGCCGGCGGCGGGGCUGGGCGGAAGGACGCAUGCCCUGGCCAGUCCCCGUGGGGUGGGCGAGCUGGUGUCCCUGGAUGGGGCCCCGCCCACAGUCAUCAUCGCUGCCGGGAUAGAAAACCUCAGGGUGGUGGGCCGGACCCGGGAGAGCGCGACUCUGACCUGGGACCCCGGGAGCGUGCCGGGGGGCUCGGGGGUCACCGUGCUGUACUCCAGGCUCGGUGAGGAGGACCUGCGGCUGCUGCACGCGGACACCCGUGGGAACCGGGUCACCAUCGCGGGCCUGGAGGCCGGCCAGCGGUACGUGGCCUGCGUCUGCCCCUCAGGGGCGCCGCCCCGGACACAGCAGUGCAUCAGCUUCGCCACGGAGGGCGGCGGCCCCUCGCACUCGGCCCUGGUCCUGGCCAGCGGGGCGGCCGGCGUGGCCGUCGUGCCCCUGACUUUCUUCCUGCUCUACAAGCUGUGCAGGCUGCGGUGCUCGCCUGAGUCCCUCGGGGAGGACGACCUGGCCAGAGAGACGUACGUCCAGUUCGAGAGCCCGGGGGAGCCGUGGGCUGGGCAGGGCUGGGACGAGUGGGAAAGGCCUCUGCUCGGUCCCCGCUCCCGCGCGGAGGCGCCAGGGGCUUACCCGGGUGCAGGGUCCGGGCCAGAGCCCCGCUGCGAAGGCCUCUGUGCCUCCCGCUCGACCGAGAGCUGA
Sorex araneus (European shrew) is the source of this 1854-nucleotide messenger RNA. It is a transcript of the gene LRIT3, whose product is annotated as leucine rich repeat, Ig-like and transmembrane domains 3. NCBI's taxonomy places the organism in Eukaryota, Metazoa, Chordata, Mammalia, Eulipotyphla, Soricidae. The transcript has 5 exons. The record is from RefSeq and is a predicted model, not a curated record. Bases 1 to 1854 code for a protein of 617 amino acids. Gene Ontology annotation, molecular function: protein binding.